This is a messenger RNA of Phoenix dactylifera (date palm), 3376 nucleotides long. Its product is annotated as protein FAR1-RELATED SEQUENCE 6-like. NCBI's taxonomy places the organism in Eukaryota, Viridiplantae, Streptophyta, Magnoliopsida, Arecales, Arecaceae. Gene Ontology annotation, biological process: regulation of DNA-templated transcription. Gene Ontology annotation, molecular function: zinc ion binding. The record is from RefSeq and is a predicted model, not a curated record.
AUGGUCUUUUGUUCGACUAAGCGCUCUCACCUUCCUCGCUCCCCCUCUCUCUCUCUCCGUCCAAUCUCGUCCCCAAGAAGGAAACCCUAGGAUCGAACCCACCUCGUUCUCUCCGUCCCCUCCUCCCGAUCCCCAGAGACCCUCCCCUUCUUCGCCGGUGAGCGCUCCUGACGGCCGACCCGGGCCGUCCGUUCCGACCUCCGGAGGACCGAGGGCGGAGAUGGAAGAACCCAGCGCCCGACCAAAGAACCCUAGAAGAGCCCGCCUCGCCCGCCGUGACCUCAACUCCAAGGACAUGGCGGGGCAUGGUGCCGUGGGUGGAGUUGCUAAUGCUGAAGGAAUGGAGGAUGAUGAGUUGGAUGGGGAUAACGCCACGGACGGUGGCUAUGAUGGAGUCCCGGAGGUGGGCAUGGUGUUCAAAACACAUCAAGAAGCCUCCAAAUUCUACAAGAGAUAUGCUCGCCGGGUGGGAUUUGGUGUCUCCGUGAGAAGAUCUUCCUUCACCAAGGAAGGCCAGUGUUUGUAUCUAGAACUGAUGUGCUGCAAAGGAGGUCGGAAACGGCCGGAGCCAAAGUUUAGGAAGAGGACUUCGGCGACCACAAACUGCCCGGCGAGGAUUCGGGUGAAGUUAUGGGGUGAUGGGAUGCUGCAUUUGGAGUUGGCCAACCUUGAUCACAACCAUCCUGUCAGCCCAUCGAUGGCCCGUUUCUUGAGCUGCUAUAAGCAGCUUGGCGCAGCUAAGAAGCGAGGCGCUGAACAGAUGAAUGAUGAUGGUGUACUGGUGCAGCCAGAGGAACUGCCUCAAGUUCCUGUUGAUAGAUUAGGUGCGCUUGAAGAGCUACUCUUUAGUGAAAGUGGACAUAGGAGUUUUGUUGAAAGGGGUAGGUUGAGGCUUGGGGAAGGGGAUGCUGAAGCUCUCCGCCUGUUCUUUACUCGGAUGCAAGCUAAGAACUCAAAUUUCUUUAGCGUCAUUGAUUUGGAUGAGGAAGGCUGUGUCAGGAAUGUGUUCUGGGCCGAUGCCAGGUCGAGGGCAGCAUAUCAGUAUUACAAUGAUGUUGUUGCUCUUGAUACAACCUAUGUUACAAAUAAAUAUGACAUGCCUCUUGCGACUUUUGUGGGGGUGAACCAUCAUGGUCAACUGGUGUUAUUGGGCUGUAGUUUUCUCGCGGAUGAGACGACAGAGACCUAUGUAUGGUUGCUUAAGGCAUGGUUAGCAUGUAUGUCAGGGCAUCUUCCCAAGGCCCUGAUCAGUGACCAUUGUAAGGGCAUUCAGAGUGCAGUUGCCGAGGUGCUUCCAGGAAUUCGUCACCGCCUAUGCUUGUGGCAGAUAAUGAAAAGGGUUCCAGAGAAAUUAGGGGGUCUGGCUGAGUAUAGAGCAAUUAACAAGGCAAUGCAAAAGGCUGUGUAUGACUCCUUGAGAGUCGAUGAGUUUGAAGAGGAUUGGAGGAGGAUGAUGGAGAUUUAUGGAAUUCAAGGAAAUGAGUGGCUAGGAUCGCUUUAUGAAUGUCGGCAUGCUUGGGCCCCUGUUUAUCUUAAAGACACAUUUUGGGCAGGAAUGUCCACUACCCUACGUAAUGAGACUAUGACUGCCUUUUUUGAUGGGUAUAUAGAUUCCAAAACUUCUUUGAAGCAGUUUCUUUGUAAAUAUGAGAUGGCUUUGCAGAGUAAAUAUGAAAAGGAAGCCCAAGCAGAUUUUGAGACAUUCCAUAAAAGACGUCCCUCAGUAUCAAAGUUUUACAUGGAAGAGCAGCUGUCAAAAGUAUACACUCUUAACAUGUUUAAAAAGUUCCAAGAUGAGAUCGAGGCCAUAAUGUAUUGUCAUGCAUCAUUAGUUAAGUCUGAUGGGCCAGUCUCUACUUUUGAUGUCAAGGAAUGUAUUUUUCUUGAUGAUGGCAAGAGGACAAUGAAUAGGAACCAUGGAGUUCUGUUCAAUGCAGAACAAAAGGAAGUUCAGUGCAUUUGCGGUUCAUUUCAAUUUAGAGGAAUACUGUGUAGGCAUGCUUUAUCUGUGUUUAAGCUGCAACAAGUGCAUGAAAUUCCAUCCAAGUAUAUUCUUGAUCGGUGGAAAAAGGACUUCAAGCGGUUGCAUGUUAUGGCCCGUUCUUCAAAUGAUGUGGUUGCUAAUAACCGAGUGGAUCGUUAUGAUUAUUUAUCAAUGCGAUGCCUUCAACUGGUUGAAGUUGGAGUUUUAUCAGAUAAAUACCAACUUGCUUUGAAGUUGAUAAGGGAGAUGGAGAAGUUUCUUCUAAGCGACAGCACACAUGAUGAUACACAACCUAAGAUUAAGCCUCGCAAUCCUAAAACAAAUAAACUAAAUCGAAACAUUAAUCAAAAUGUAGGAAACAUCAUAGCUUCUGAAAAAGGAAAUGAAGUGCGGCGGCGAGGUCGGCCACCACAAGCAAAAGAGUCUCAGGCAUCGGCUUCUCUUGGAACAUUGAAGGAAGGAGGGAAUCCGCAGGUCUUUCCACCUGGUAGCCAGUUUGGUAUACCAAUGAAUCACUCUCAAUAUAUCGGCCAUCAAGCGGCAAUGCGUCCAAGCAUUGUUUAUAUGUUUCCGGGUGGGUUUGACCCACAGACAUUUGGAAAUGGACCAAUGAUGCCAUGGAUUUAUCAGCAAAUGUUCCAGGCAGCUCAGAAACCAAAGGAAUCUCCUGGUCCAAGUGCAGGACAACCAACAAGAAAACGGAAGAUAUAUCGUGGCCACAAGCCUGUGGAAGCUACUCAGGAACCCAAAGAACCUCCUGCCCCCGCAGCCCCGGCAGCUGGUUAGCAGAGGCAUCAAAAUGCAGAAACAUGGCCCUAGGUGGUACAGAAGCAGUUGAAAGUAAGAGCGUGAGAGAAAGAAAAAAUCUUGCAAUAAUUACUGAGGAACAUCAGGGUUUCAAUGUUAAAGCAUGAUCUAAAGGUCCUCUCCCAAUUCACAACUUUGAUUCUGAUAGGUCUGGAGUCUAAUCACCUGCCAGUAUGGCUCUUUUUCAGAAGCCUGACACAAUAGCUUUUGCAGUAAGAUAUCUGACCAAGAUGCGGAUCUUUCCAGAUUUACACUAUUUGCAAUUAGCCCCACAUGGGAAGAACAUCCUGACUUCUACAAUCUGAAAUGAAAGUUUUCCUGGAUUUUCUUUGGUUGGAAAUUUGUUGGCAACUACGUCCAGGUCUAGUUAGCAUUAGCCUUUUUUAUGUUUUCUUGGAAAGGGUGUUUCUGGUGUAUUUGUAUCAUAGUUCUCAAAAUGCGGUUUAGUGAUACUUGGUGGGAAUUGUUGUUAGGCUUGCAUGGUGCAGCUAAAUGGUUCAAUUAGACAUCUUCUGUAAAUAAUUGUGUUGUUCAAUGCUGUUUAUAUGGGAAUGCUGUUUAACAUCAAAUCUGUUCCAUAAAUAU